Babesia sp. Xinjiang is the source of this 540-nucleotide messenger RNA. RefSeq lists its product as uncharacterized. The transcript has a single exon. Lineage: Eukaryota; Apicomplexa; Aconoidasida; Piroplasmida; Babesiidae. The record is from RefSeq and is a predicted model, not a curated record. The coding region runs from base 1 to 540 and encodes 179 amino acids.
AUGGCAGGAUUCAAGAUUCACAAGGUGAUCUUUGCUUUUUUGGUUGUUGUCGGCCUCACGAAUGUUACCGUAUUAGGGGCGGAUGUCCCUAAAUACUCAGAACAGACAAAUGGCAACCUAUCAGGCAACACUAUGCAAAACGAGUUGCCUGCCUGGUGGAACAAGAUCUUUAGUGGUAAAGGAGAGCUCUCGAAAGAGGUUAUUGAACGGGGCAAGCAACGUUUACAACAAGUUCUUCAGCGCAUCAGCGAUCAUACCCCCAAGGAAAAUCUGCAACCCUAUAAAUCAUUAAUCAAGGGACUUAAAAAGCAAGAUGAUCUAAGGAUUCUGGGUUUUAUUGUUGUAUUACUCGGAGAAUUGACACCUGGCAGGGCGCCUCAGAUGGCUGUCGACUUAGUCGGUGGGUCCCUUUCCAAGUUCUUAUUAACUAAAAAUCUCGACAAGUUUGGAACAGGAAUGAGGUACAUUGACCACUGUGACAGAGUAUGUGAUUACGUAACGGAUGCGCUGACAACACCCACUUGGAUUGCGUUCCACUAA